AUGUCUUAUUUGCUAAAAAGAAAAGCUUAGCAAGGAGCUUAUGACUACUCCUAAAUAAAUUAAUUGGAAAAUAUUAGAAAAUAAACAAAGAAAGAUGAAGAUUCUGCACUCUCUAUUUCAUAAUAAGACUUAGAAUUUAUUGAAUCUCUCCCUCAAGUUAGCUUCUAGACUCCAGAUAUAGAAUAAAAUCAGAUGUUUUUAGUGUAGGUUUAGUAUCUUCAAGAUGAGAUUGAGAAUAGUGUUAGGUUAAAGAAUUUCAAAAAUAUUCCAAGAAUUUUGAGAAAGAAACUUAUCGCUUUAGUAAAAAAUAACUCCUAGAAAAAAAAUUAGGACCAAUUUCAGAGAUUGAUGAGCAUUCUUUCUUCAUGUUUAUCUUUACAAUAAAUUGCAAACAACUUCUUCUUAUAAAAAGAGCUAUGUGACAAUCUUUUUGAAAUUUUAAAUUAUUAUGAAGAGUUUGUAGAUAGUGAUUGCAUAGACAUUUUAUUUAAUUUGCUAAGUAUAGUUGAAAGUGGAGGUAUCAAAGAAUGUUUGCUCAACAUCAUCAUUUAAAUGUGCAAGAAAAACAUGAAUAAAUGCAAAAAGAGUGUCUAAGAAAAUUAGGACAAUCCUGAAAUUAACAAAUUAAGCGUUAAAAUGAAAUUUAAAUUUAUCAAAUUAUUAUUCAAAAUUAUCAGUGUCGAUGUACCAGAAUAGGAGCUGUAAAGCAAUAGUAAAAAUAUUUCAAUAUUAAAUUCAGAGAGUUCAGCUUCCAAAAAUCUUUAGCAGAAACCAGCUAAAUCAUUUCAAUCCUAAUUGAUUGCAGAGAUGUUAAGAUGGCUUUAGCAAGAACCUUUAAUCUCUUCAAAAGUUCUUAAAUUUUUAUUAGGGAUAGAAAGUAGAUAAGCAACGAUUGUCAAGCUCUGCUUACUUAAAAAUAUUAACCUUAAUGAAGAUUCUUAAUUAUAUUUCUUAGAUUUUCUAUAAUUACUUUUCAAAAAAAAUCCUUAAUCGUAAGGUGAUAUUAUUCACAAAGUGUUUUUAUACAUCAAUAACUGUACCAGGUCUCUUUCAUAAUAAAUAAGACUUAAAGCAUCAUAAAUAUUACAUUAUUUCCCAUACUUUGAUGAAAAUCUUCUGUUGAGGACAAUAAAACUAGAAUAAUUUUAAGAUUAUGGAAAAGCAGGAAGUUAAACUCCUACAAACAGUGUAAUGACACCUAGUAAAAACGACUAAGAAAGAUUUUCAAUCAGCCACGGAUAUGGUGCAAUUGUUCAUCUAUUAGAGGACGAGUUUAAUGAAAUAAGAAAGAGUGCAAUUGAUAUCAUACAGAAUUUUGGACAAUAAAGCGAAUAAUUUGGUAAGGAGUCUAGAGAUAUAUUAUUUUAUAUGCUCAAUGAUGAAAAUGACUCUGUUAGAAUUAAAGCAAUUUAAGGAAUUAGCAAUGUGUUAGCUUAAGAGUCCGUCGAAAUACCUGAUGGCUCAAAUAGAAAAUUAGUUGUUAUAACAAAUGAAGAAAUGGAUAGCUUAAUGUUCAAUUUAAAAGAAAAAGUACCAAGAUUAAGAAUUGUAAUUUACAAGCUACUAGGAAAGGUGAAAAUAAAUAAUAUAGAUUAGCUAAAUAUGAUUCUUAACAUAACACUUAGAAAUAUCAAUGAAUUUGGGGACAGUUCUUAUAUUUUCGAGAUGUGUAAAAACGUAGGAGAAAAUAAUAGUGAGCUCAUUAAAAAGAAUAUUUGCUAAAUUUUGCAGAUAGCUGAUAUUCUCUAUGUUUAAGAACCUCAUUGGAAAGAUAAAGCCCAUAUUUAUAGAAUUAUUAUGAUUUCAAAUGCUUUCAAAAACAGAGAAGAGCUUUUAAAAAACUCAGAAACUCUCCUUCCAAGUUAUUUUUUAAAGUAAUACGAUAUGAUGUAGGAUCUAAUGCCAAAGUAUUUUCAUCAGCUUUACAGUUAUGAGUAGAGCUAAUUAUUCCCUUAGAAAUAGCAAGAAGAUGAAAAGAAAAAAUAUUAUAAGAAUCAAAGAGAUAUUGAAAAAUAGGAUAAAGAGAUUGAAGAAAUAGAAGAAGAAGAAUAAGGUGAAACUAAAAUAAUUAAAAAUGAUAAUUAAACAGAGAAAAAUAAUUUAGAAAAGGUUUAUGCUGAUAAUCUACUCAGUUUAUUAGUUAAUAGUUUAUCUGAAAUAGGUAAAAAAAACUCUGCCUUUCAAGUAAUUUAAAAAAAUGCAAAAAGCUAAAAGUCUGUUUCUGGGCCUCAGCAAGACUAAUAUUAAUUUAUAAAUAAAAUUUCUAAAAUUGCAUAUCAACUUUCACUAUUUAUUAAAUAAUCACAGUAAAGGAUAUCUUAAUAACAAUCUAUUUAAGAUGUCUAAGCUUUGAGAUAUUAGCUAUUGAAGAUUAUUAAAAAUAUCCAUAAAGUUUAGUGUAAAUUUAUUUUAGAUGAUUAAAGUCAAUAAGUUAUUGAAAAAAUGCUCUUUGUUGCAAUAUUGUAGUUGCCUAUUCUUCAUAUGACUUAAAUUAAUUCAAAUAAUUCUUCAACAGAUUUAUUCGAAUCCAUUAAAUUUGUUAAAACUAUGACAUUUAUAAAAGACAUAAUUAAAGAAUUUUAAGAUGCUAACAAUAAUAAGCUCAAUAACAAUUAACACCAAAGUGCAUCUUCCAUUCGCUCUAGUAACAAUCCUUUCUUUCUUCUCUACUCAUGCUUGGAAGAAGGAAUGAAGAUAACUAGUGAUGUUUAAGCAAACCCUUAAAGACUAUCUAUACCUUCUACUAGAGAAAUAUUUUUUAAUAGAUAUAACAACUUCUUAAAGUAAUUGCCAUACAGGUUACUUUUUCCUAAAAAAGAGAGCAAUAAUUAUUUUUUAUAAAAAUAAAGUUCAAUUCUGCAAAACUAGUUGAACUCAAACUAAAAUAAUUAGCAAAUAAAAUUAAGAAAGGCAAACAUUUUCGUGCCAAACGAUGAGCCUGUUGAAAUUCAGUCUAAAUAUAUGGCAAAAACAGGUUUUAUAGCAGAAAUAACUCACUUUUUGACUACUGAAGAGAGAAAAAAUCUUUAAAUAAUUGUGGAGUAUUCAGAUAGUUCAUAUGAGAGUAUGUAGUUAAUUGAAGAUGACUUUGUUUAUUUAACAGAAUCUAUACACGUUAUUAACACGAACAUAUUUUUCUAAAAAAUUAAUUGGACUACUGAAUCUCUAGUGAGUAUUUCUAUAAAUUAUCUGAAACCUCUUUCUCUCUUCAAUAGAAACACCAUUUAAAGAGAGAUAGGACAGCUGUUACCUUCUUAUCAGAAUUAGAAUAAUAAAUUAAUAUAUAACAUUCUUGAUUCAUCAUGCAAGCUUGCUUAAUCCAAACAAUUUCCUUUAAUUAUAAAAUCUAGGGUAAUCUGA
This is a messenger RNA of Tetrahymena thermophila SB210, 3360 nucleotides long. RefSeq lists its product as hypothetical. The transcript has 7 exons. The record is from RefSeq and is a predicted model, not a curated record. NCBI's taxonomy places the organism in Eukaryota, Ciliophora, Oligohymenophorea, Hymenostomatida, Tetrahymenidae.